AUGACAUCUACAGCGGCUCAAAUCCUCAAGAACGCCUCGGCCAAAGUGCUGCGGCUGGGCAUGAUGCCGGCGGACGGCAUUGGGCGGGAAGUGCUUCCGUGUGCGCAACGCGUUUUGCAGAACACCCCAGGAGCGCCCAAGUUCGAAUUCGUCCACCUCGACGCAGGCUUUGAGCACUUCCAGAAGACCGGCAGCGCAUUGCCCGAGGAGACCGUCAAGGCACUCAAGAACGAUUGCCACGGCGCCAUGUUCGGUUCCGUCUCGAGCCCCAGCCACAAGGUCGACGGCUAUAGCUCGCCCAUCGUCAAGCUCAGGAAGGAGCUGGAUUUGUAUGCCAACAUCCGACCCGUGGUUGGCGUGAGGGGUACCAAGGACGAUGAGAAGUUUGUUGAUAGUGUUAUCAUUCGGGAGAACACGGAGUGCUUGUACAUCAAAUCCGAGACCUCCGAGUCGGGCCCCGAUGGCCAAGUCGCUCGCGCGAUCCGCCAAAUCACCGAGAAAGCCUCGACCCGAAUCGGCAAGAAAGCCUUCGAAGUCGCUCUCGCUCGUCAGGAGCUUCGCCGCACCACCCAGCCCAACUACACCCCCACCGUCACGAUCUGCCACAAGUCGAACGUGCUCAGCGUCACCGACGGGCUCUUCCGCACCUCCGUCCGCGGGGUGUACGAGAAGGACGCCAAGGACAACGGCGGCGCAGGCAGGUACGAGGGGAUCAAGCUCAACGAGCAGCUGGUCGACUCGAUGGUCUACCGUCUCUUCCGCGAGCCCGAGGUGUUUGAUGUCGUCGUGGCACCCAAUCUGUACGGCGAUAUCGUAAGCGAUGCCGCUGCUGCGCUGGUUGGCAGUCUGGGCUUGGUUCCGAGUGUCAAUGCCGGAGACAACUUUUUCAUGGGUGAGCCGGUGCACGGUUCCGCACCGGACAUUGCAGGCCAGGGCAAGGCCAACCCCAUCGCCUCGAUCCGCUCCGCCGCGCUCAUGCUCGAGUACAUGGGCUACACCGACCCGGCACUCAAGAUCUACACCGCCGUCGACGCCGUCAUUCGCGAGGGCAAGUACUUGACUCCCGACCUCGGCGGCUCGGCUACCACUACGGAGUGCGAGGAGGCCAUUCUGAAGAAGAUCACCGCCUAA
Molecule: messenger RNA, 1131 nt
Organism: Kalmanozyma brasiliensis GHG001
Lineage: Eukaryota; Fungi; Basidiomycota; Ustilaginomycetes; Ustilaginales
Product: Isopropylmalate dehydrogenase-like domain protein
Exons: 3
Coding region: 1-1131 (376 amino acids)
Biological process (GO): isocitrate metabolic process; tricarboxylic acid cycle
Cellular component (GO): mitochondrion
Molecular function (GO): NAD binding; magnesium ion binding; isocitrate dehydrogenase (NAD+) activity
Source: RefSeq, a predicted model, not a curated record